Molecule: messenger RNA, 2148 nt
Organism: Aedes albopictus (Asian tiger mosquito)
Lineage: Eukaryota; Metazoa; Arthropoda; Insecta; Diptera; Culicidae
Product: retinol dehydrogenase 12
Exons: 6
Coding region: 1061-2032 (323 amino acids)
Source: RefSeq, a predicted model, not a curated record
AAAUAUUAGAGUAUUGCGUCAGCUUGUCUGUGACUCAACCAUAAAAAUGGCUGUCAAACAUUAUUGCCCGCUCACUAGCUGAUAUACUUAAUUAGAACAUAACCCAUGAGAAUCUUAGUUGCACUCUCUUUUGUUCUCAGCAUUUCCUACACUUCUCUAGGAAUAGUACAAACCUUAGCCCUACUGACCGACUGGCAUGUCUAAUGGACCAUGCAAAAAAUAUGUCACACUUCAAAGAAGCGGAAUCGAGAAAAAUACAAUCUUCACGAAAUCAUCGAAAUGACGCCAAAAAUGUUGAUUCUGAUGCCAGACAUACGUAAUUUGUGCAUUGCCCCUCAUAUUGAGAGGAUCAGAGUUCAACAAAUUAUCUGACAAUCUCGAAAAGCGUGUUCUGCGCUUCAGUGGAUGAUUAAUCUAGGGUGCACAUUUCUAAUCUUGAUCAACAGUAGAAAAUGAAAAUUUGCAACAAUCAGCACAAUGAAAUAUUCUUAUACGUGAUGACACAGAAAAAUCUUCAGUGAUAAAUAUUUGUGUUCAUACUUAUUGUAAAUCACUGCUAUAUAAGAGUAAUAAAACUGAUUGAUUUGCAUAAUUGGUUCACAUUGCGUUCCUGAGCCCUACAAUAGUAAAAAAGAAUGCUACUCACACAAAUCUAUUCCUACUCAACUGUACGUAGGUAGGCAUGCAUUUACAAUCUUAUCUCCGCACUGCCGCCGUCUGACGAAAUAAGCUCCGAUGUUAGACUUCUAGUAAACCAGUUUACAUCACAACACGCAGAAGAAGGCUUGUCGUCGACAGUAGUAGUUGCGUACUUUCUUCAUGUCUAUCCGAUAGUUAGUAUUCAGGCCGCCGCAGCAUUCCCAAGUAACGACGGUGCUAACUGCAACCAACGGCAACCACUCGGUAAACGAACGAAUCGCUCUCUCAGUAUAGCCCUGCGCUUCAUCGGCUUCGAAUCAGGUUUUCUUGCAGUCGCGCUCCGGUUUCCUAAUCAAGUCGUCACCACUUGCAUCCAUCCAAGUCCCCAGUAGUCUCAAGCAAACGGUCUUCGGUGGGAAACAUGUUUUCGUUCGUUCACAUCGCGGCCUACUCUGUGAUCGCCUUUGUUGGCUUCAAGUUGAUAAGAUUGUACAUCGAGGGAGGCCAGUUUCGCAAGCGAACGCGCUGCGAUGGAAAAGUGAUUGUGAUAACCGGCGCCAACACGGGAAUUGGCAAGGAAACCGCGAAGGAGUUGCUGAAGCGUGGUGGAAAAGUCUACAUAGCGUGUCGAUCGCUGGAGAAGGCCAAUCAAGCUCGGGAAGACCUGAUGGCCGAGACCGGUUGUACCGAGAUUCACGUUAGGGAGUUGGACCUGUCGUCGCUGGACUCGGUGAGAACCUUUGCCAGCAAUUUCCUCAAAGAGGAACAACGUCUAGAUAUUCUGAUCAACAACGCCGGUGUGAUGGCCUGUCCGAAAGCGUCUACCAAGGAUGGUUUCGAGCUACAGCUCGGUACAAACCACCUAGGACACUUUCUGCUAACAAACUUGUUGCUGGACCGGCUGAAAGCGUCCGCGCCGUCUCGGGUGGUGAAUCUAUCCAGUCUGGCGCAUCGGUUCGGAACGAUCAACAAGCGUGAUUUGAAUAGCGAGAAGUCGUACAACCAGGUUACCGCCUACUGCCAGAGUAAGUUGGCCAAUGUGCUGUUUACGCGAGAGCUGGCGAAGCGGCUGCAGGGAACGGGAGUCACGACGUACGCGGUACACCCCGGAACCGUUGACACUGAGCUACCUCGACACAUGGGAUCCUUGUUUUUCUUGUUUGAGCACAACAUUGUUAAACCGAUUCUGCGCCUAACAUUCAAAACUCCCAAAUCUGGAGCCCAAACGAGCCUCUACACUGCCCUGGACGAGGAUUUGGCUAACGAAAGCGGAAAGUAUUACGCUGACUGCCGUGCAGUGAAGCCCAGCAAGGAAGGACGCGAUAACGAUACUGCCCGUUGGUUGUGGGACAUCAGCGAAAAGAUGGUUGGUCUUUCGGAGAAAUCAUCCUGAGAACUGUGAUAUCGAUAAAAUUGAUACAUGACAAAGGUUUGUGUAGCUAGAUCAUAAAAAUGGGUUUCAUUUGUACAUGUUAUUCCUAGAAAUAAAAUAAAAUUUUGGGAAAAUGA